This is a messenger RNA of Cataglyphis hispanica, 1425 nucleotides long. It is a transcript of the gene Prp18, whose product is annotated as pre-mRNA-splicing factor 18. Gene Ontology annotation, cellular component: U2-type post-spliceosomal complex; U5 snRNP; U4/U6 x U5 tri-snRNP complex. The transcript is spliced from 4 exons. The record is from RefSeq and is a predicted model, not a curated record. Gene Ontology annotation, biological process: generation of catalytic spliceosome for second transesterification step; RNA splicing. Bases 141 to 1148 code for a protein of 335 amino acids. Lineage: Eukaryota; Metazoa; Arthropoda; Insecta; Hymenoptera; Formicidae.
GGCGAAUUUAAUGUUUGCUUCGUAUCAUAUAAAUAUUUCUUCUCUCUCUCUCACGAAUAUUUUUGUUUCAAAAAAUUAAAAAAAUUCACAAUAAUAUAAAUUAUUUUAUUUAAAUUUAUCCAUAUAAUUAUUAUACCAAGAUGGACAUUCUAAAGGCAGUAAUAAUGCAAAAACGUAAAGAAUUGGAAGAAAGUCAUGUUUUGGAGAAUAAUAAAAAAUAUUUUAAAAGGAAUCAAUUAAUGUCAAAGCAACAAGAAAUACAUGAAAUUGAUAAAGGAAAUAAUGAAGCUGCUCCAUCAAAUGAUAUUCAACAGUUAGAGGAAUCUGUAACAGACAGUAGUUCCGAACAUUUGCUAUCUAGACAAGAAGUAAUUAGACGAUUACGCGAACGAGGAGAACCUAUAUUAUUGUUUGGUGAAUCUGAGAUAGAAGCAUUCAAAAGAUUAAGGAAAUGUGAAAUUCUGGAGCCAGAAGUUAAUAAGGGCUUCAGAAAUGAUUUUCAAGAGGCAAUGGAGCAAGUAGAUCAAGCAUAUCUCAACGAGAUCUUGACAUCUUCCAAAUCUCAAAGUCUCGAUGGGAAGGGAGAUGUAAAUGUACCUGACGAAGGCGUUACUUAUGAAGACAUAGAAAAAAUGUCGACUAAGUUGAAUAAGGGAGACAAAGAUUUUGACAUGAGUGUGAUCACUCUGUUUGUACAAUAUCUAGUCCAGAUGUGGGGCAAUCAGUUAAACAGUAGAUCAACGGCUGAAAAGAUGAGCACAAAAGGAAAAAUGAACAGUGCAACAUAUGCUCAAACAAGAGAAUAUUUAAAGCCACUUUUAAGAAAAUUAAAGAAUAAAUCUCUUCCAGAGGAUAUAACUGACAGUUUAACAGAAAUUGUUAAACAUUUACUACAACGUAAUUAUAUAUUGGCUAGCGAUGCCUAUUUGCAAAUGGCUAUAGGCAAUUCUCCAUGGCCCAUUGGUGUAACUAUGGUUGGUAUUCAUGCGCGUACUGGUAGAGAGAAGAUCUUCUCAAAGAACGUCGCUCACGUCAUGAAUGAUGAAACUCAAAGGAAAUACAUUCAAGCACUCAAGAGAUUGAUGACUAAGUGUCAAGAAUAUUAUCCUACCGACCCUUCACGUUGUGUAGAAUAUUCAAAAAAUUAAGUUUUUUUAUAAUAUAUAAAAUAAAGCAAGGCAAUAUAAAUAUUUGCAUGUGUAUAUGUACAUAUAUAUGUAUAAGUAUACCAUUAUUAUUUUAUUAUUAUAAACAUCCAGAUUAAUAUAGAUUACCAGAAAUCUUUUACAAGAUAAAUUUAUUACUAAAUUGUAGAGUAGUUUAUAGGAUAUAUUGUAUAUAUUUUUCGCAAUGAGCUAUACUGAUUUCUGAAAAAACAUAAGAUUUAUAUUUAUAUAAAAAUAAAACUUUGAAAAUUAUAGCAUA